AUGGUUUUUACGAUUCAAAAUGCAGACGUCAAACAGGGGAGAGUUGAGAACGCUCUGGUGAUUGGCGUCUCACACUGCGCUGUGUUUGGAGCUGAAGACGAGAGCGGAGCGGCUUUCACGCUUCUACAGGCCGUGCAGCUGGUGAACGAGCGCCUGUUGCAGCUGAAAACCUCGGACUCCAGCUCCGUUCAGAUGGAGGUGGUUCUGAUCUGCACCAACAUCCAACAGCAGCAGAAAGACCAGAUCCAGACCAAGACCAGAGAAUCCGGUUUGCAGAUCCACCGGUUCAGUUUUUAUGAGGACAACUUAACUGACUGUUUACUGGAAAAUAAAGUUGAUCUUUUUCUUACAACUGACUCAGAAGAGGCCAAACAAGCAGCAAGCAAGGGAGUUUUGUGCACUCUCUUGGACCCGCUCUCGGCCCACGGACCCUCUGAACAGCUCAGAGUGAUGUUCUGUGCAGACGCCAUCUUGGAUCUGAACACAGGCAGUCACCAGGCGUUCUGGUCUCAUCUGGGUGACAUCCGGCAGAGGCUGGGUGUGGAGGACAGCCCUCUGGCCCUGGUGCUUCUCUCUUCCCACGGUGGAAUAAACGCCUGCUGCUCCGCGCUGCGAUCGCUCCGGACCCUCGGCCUGAGUGUGGACGAGGCGUACUGUCUGGGAGGGUCACCACGGAAACCCAUCAUGUCUCUGCUUCGACCUCACUUCCUGCUCGGAGCGCCAAAGGAAUGA
This is a messenger RNA of Knipowitschia caucasica, 732 nucleotides long. The record is from the annotation of a GenBank genome assembly. Lineage: Eukaryota; Metazoa; Chordata; Actinopteri; Gobiiformes; Gobiidae.